AUGUGGCCCCUAGUGGCUGCCAUCGCUUGCCUGACCGUGGCCUUGUCCGGAGGAAUCUCCCGGGACUAUCCCAAGAUUCUCAAUGAAACCAAUGGGACCAACGGUUUUCUCCCGGGCGGCUACACGUGCCUCCCCCACUCUCAGCCUUGGCAAGCAGCUCUACUGGUCCGUGGACGGCUUCUCUGUGGAGGCGUUCUGGUUCACCCCAAGUGGAUACUCACAGCAGCUCAUUGCAGAAAAGAUGGGUACGCAGUUCACCUAGGCAAGCAUGCCCUGGGGCGUGUGGAGAAUGGCGAGCAGGCAAUGGAGGUGGUCCGCUCUAUCCCCCAUCCUGAGUACCAGGUCAGCCCCACCCACCUGAACCAUGACCAUGACAUCAUGCUUUUGGAGCUGAAGUCCCCAGUCCAGCUCAGCAGCCACAUCCGUACUCUGCCACUCUCCCCGGACGACUGCCUGCCCACAGGCACCUGCUGUCGCGUUUCAGGCUGGGGCACCACCACCAGUCCCCAGGUGAAUUACCCUAAAACCCUGCAGUGUGCCAACAUUGAACUGCGCUCAGAUGAGGAGUGCCGGCAGGUGUAUCCCGGGAAGAUCACUGCCAACAUGCUCUGUGCUGGUACCAAAGAAGGCGGGAAGGACUCUUGUGAGGGUGACUCUGGGGGCCCACUGGUUUGCAAUGGCAAACUCUAUGGCAUCAUUUCAUGGGGAGAUUUUCCAUGUGGACAGCCCAACCGACCUGGUGUCUACACACGAGUCUCAAAAUAUCUGCGUUGGAUCUGGGAGACCAUCAGAAACACUCCGAAGCAGAGAUGGGCAAAGGACAUACAAUAAAACUGGGUUAAUUUG
Messenger RNA from Peromyscus eremicus (cactus mouse), 846 nucleotides. Its product is annotated as kallikrein-13-like. Gene Ontology annotation, biological process: proteolysis. Bases 1 to 831 code for a protein of 276 amino acids. NCBI's taxonomy places the organism in Eukaryota, Metazoa, Chordata, Mammalia, Rodentia, Cricetidae. The record is from RefSeq and is a predicted model, not a curated record. Gene Ontology annotation, molecular function: serine-type endopeptidase activity. The transcript has 5 exons.